Molecule: messenger RNA, 1101 nt
Organism: Rotaria sordida
Lineage: Eukaryota; Metazoa; Rotifera; Eurotatoria; Philodinida; Philodinidae
Source: the annotation of a GenBank genome assembly
AUGCAACGUUACACACGUCGUUACACAUUAUAUUUUCGUCUUGUAAUAUUUUUAUUUUUAUCGAUUAAUUUUUGUCUUUUAUUAUUUUUUACAACAAAUCAAAAUCGAAAUUCUCAUUUUUCUUUUAAUAAAACAACGAAUAUUGCUAAUCGAAUAGUUUUAUUUGUUCGUACAUCACAUAAUUGUCAAUCACGUUUAAAUUAUCUUCUUCAAAGUUGGAUAUCAAGAAAUGUAUUAAAAAAAUCAAAUUUAUAUUUAAUUACAGAUCGUAUAUCAACCAUAACAAAUUUAACACUAUUAAAUUCUUUUCAUAAUGUAAUUCAAACACAUUGUCCAGAAACACACAAUCGUAUAGAUUUAUGUUGUAAAACAGCAUAUGAAUUUCAAUUAUUUUAUAGUUUAAAUAAAAUCAAAUCAAAUUUAGAAUGGUUAUGUCGUUUUGAUGAUGAUCAGUAUGUUAAUCUUAAUAAUCUAUAUAAAUAUUUAUCUCAAAUAAAUGCUUCAAAACCAUAUUAUAUUGGUCGGACAAGUAUCAAUGGUGGUUUAAAAAUUAGUAAUAGUAAUCGAACAUAUUCAUUUGCAACUUAUGGUGCUGGUGUAUGCUUUUCUCAUGCAUUACUUAAACAACUUCGUCCUCAUGUUAAUAUUAAAAUUUUACCUCGUAAUUGUAUAAAACGUGGUUUAUCUGAUGAUGCAUAUAUAGGUUAUUUAAUUGAAUUUAUUCUUAAUGUAUCAUUAACAGCAAUCAAUGAUCGAUUUCAUUCACAUUUAGAAAAACUUGAUAAAUCAUUUCGAAAUUAUAGUUUAGAUGAUUUAUUUCAUGGAAUUACAUUUGGUUUUUCAUGGGAUCGAUAUAAAUUAGAUUGGUUACCAAUAAUUCAUCAGUUAAUUAAUUUAAUUAAUCAAAAUCAAUAUGAAACAGCAAAUCAUUUAUGGUUAUUUUUAAGAAAUUAUGAAAAAGAACAUCCAGAAAAUUUAAAAGAUAAAUAUGAUGAAUCAUGUAUAUCAUAUCAACGUUUAAGAAAUCAAUCAAUUGAAUUACAAAUGAGAAAAAAUAAAAAAAUUAUUCAACAUUCUAAAAAACAUAUUAGAAGAAGUUAA